Messenger RNA from Echinostoma caproni, 1083 nucleotides. The record is from the annotation of a GenBank genome assembly. NCBI's taxonomy places the organism in Eukaryota, Metazoa, Platyhelminthes, Trematoda, Plagiorchiida, Echinostomatidae.
AUGGCGAAAUUCCGAAGUGAACUUCGUAUCCCAGUAGAACUGGAUCAACGCAGUUUCGCGGACAGAUAUCGUGAUCGUUUAGAAUCUGACUGACAUUUCUCAAACGGAUCAAAUAGCCCCACUGAUUUCGCCGACGGUAAUGAUUGGUUUGAGGAAAUGCGUCGUCGUUUCGACGAACGUCGUCGACGCUGGGAUGAAGAUGUGAGACGAAUGCGGCGGGAAUUUUUCACGCUCAGUCCACGUCAGCACCAGCAUCACCAUUUGACAAGAUCACCCAGCCCUCCCAGGAUGCUGUUACCUCAUUCGCGUACUCUGUCAUCAAGUCAGCCGUUCUCCACCACAUAUGAGACCGACCCAGACGGAACGGUGCGAUUUGUGGCCAAUUUCGACGUGUCUGGUUUCGAUCCCGAGCACAUGAAGGUAACUGUUCGCGAUAAUGAACUGCUAGUGACCGCUCGAACGGAACGUAGAAUGGGGGGAAAUUCCACCACUCGUGAGUAUACACGUUCAGUGAAACUACCCACCGGGGCCAAUGAUCAUUUGGCAGCAGCCACGUUAACCAGUGAUGGGAUUCUUACCAUCAGUUGCCCCAUCAGGCGUCAUAUACGAUCACGCAGUUCCGGUCGUCUGGAAUCUGAUGUACACAGUACUGACACUCGUGACUCUUUCAGUCCCCCUAGUGAUAGUCACACCUCCGGGGAGAAUACCGCUGCACAGAUCGUUGACCGUACAAGAACGAGACAUAUCGAAUCUGGCUAUCCAUCUUCCAGUCUAUACACUUCACCCACAUCCACUAGAAGUUGGGGUACACCGUAUCGUCGUUCAAUGACUAGUUCCGUGGCAAUGCGUCCGAAAUUUCGAUUGGAGUUGCCUAUUGAUUCCGACUAUUCUCCAGCUGAGAUACAAAUUCGAACCCUAAAUCGUCGUAUCUACGUGAAUGCUCGCCACGAGGAGCGUGGUACCAACCGCACAGCAGUUCGAGAAUUUUCCAAGGAGUAUGAUAUUCCAGACAAUGUAGAUCCGGAAAGCUUGGAAGCGAAAUUCGAGAACGGUAUGCUCUAUAUUGAAGCUGUGACUAACUGA